Molecule: messenger RNA, 2319 nt
Organism: Mesocestoides corti
Lineage: Eukaryota; Metazoa; Platyhelminthes; Cestoda; Cyclophyllidea; Mesocestoididae
Source: the annotation of a GenBank genome assembly
AUGAAACACUAUUUUAGACCGUUUGCGCUUAUCGUGAGCACUAAAACGCGCACGGUGAUUUUUGCUUCGCUACUUCUAUCUUUCGCUCCCUUUAUAUUAUUAUUUGGCAAGAUCUCUUCCCAUUUGAAACCUAAAAUCUCAAACUCUUUGCUCUGUGAUGAAUCGACAGCUCCCAUCAAUAAAUUCAAUUCACAUUGCACAAUGGACAUUUGCUUCGACAGCGCACGUUGCACCAGUUUUAAGGUUUAUGUGUAUCCGGAUGACCCAGAUGCCCCGAGGGCUUCCGCGAACUAUCGAAAAAUACUCACUGCCAUUCGGGAAUCGCCAUUUUAUACACCGAACCCAGAGGAAGCCUGUCUCUUUGUUCCAAGCCUUGAUACUCUUGAUAGGGAUCCACGCAGCCCUCGAUUUAUUCAUAACCUUCAGAGUCGUUUGAAUAAUUUACCAUUCUGGUCUAUACAACCACGUUAUGCUAAACAAGCUAAAGACAACUCGACCCAAAAGCCGCAUCCAGGUCAGAACCACCUACUUUUUGUCCUCUUUCCUGGGAGCUGGCCUAGUUAUGAUGUUGAUGAUCUGCGAAUGGAUGUUGGGAGCGCCAUGCUGGCCCGUGCAUCGGCCUCUCGAGUCCGUAUGAGAUUGGGGUUUGAUAUAUCCUUUCCUCUCGUGACCACCAAUUAUCCUGAAUGGGACCAGUCGCCGCGAUUCCGGCCUACGCAAAAUGGUUAUAUUCGACUGUCUUUACUCACUAGCUUCAAGGGCAAAAGGUAUGUAGUCGGUAUAGGUUCGGAGACCCGGAAUGCCCUCUUUCAUAUCCAUAACGGCAAGGAUAUUAUCAUGGCUACGACUUGUAAGCACAUGCAUAACUGGAACCUGUAUGCUGACGCCCGUUGUGCCACCGAUAAUGCAUAUUACGAAACAGUCUCAUACGAAAAUUUGCUCCACAAUUCCACCUUCUGCCUCGUUCCUCGCGGCCGUCGCCUCGGUUCCUAUCGUUUUUUGGAGGUGCUGGAGGCGGGCUGUAUCCCGGUUUUAUUGGCCAACGAUUGGGAGCUGCCUUUCUCGGAGGUUAUUGACUGGAGUCAGGCAGCCAUCCUGGCCGAUGAGCGAACUCUGUCUCGGCUGCCCGAGUUACUGCGUAACUUCCCCGAUAGCCGAAUUGUCAGAAUGCGAGAACAAGUUCGCUUUAUUUGGGACAGUUAUUUCCGCUCUAUAGAAGCCAUCGUUCAAGUGACUUUGAUGUCCAUUCGUGACCGCCUGACCUUGCGCCAGAAAAACUACGGUGUCUGGAACAGGAGGCCUGGAGGAGUUGUGUUCUCUGAGACAGUUACCAUCAACGACUGUGAAUACCCAUCUCCAAACCUACCACCAAAGUGUCAAGAUGAAAUCAACAAGGGUUUUACUCUUAUUGUUACAAUUCGCCCACCCUUCUGCAAGGACUAUUUAGUGCGUCUGAAAACGUUGGCCUCCGUUUUUACGCAAUCCGAUGACCUUAAAAAGGCAAUCCUGGUGUGGCAGUGCAGCGACACCCUACCAUCUUCCGAGAAGCUGUCGAUGAGGGUUUUUGGCAGUCUGCCUGUUUCCGUGUCGUUUGCACCGCUCCCUCCCGACAUGGCUCCGUUGGACUUCGUUCCGCCCUCCCCCUCAAAUCGCUUUCGUCCUUCCCACAAGGAUAUCCCCACCAUUGCCAUUUGGAGCGUAGAAUUAGAUGUCAUCAAGGAACUGGAACUACAUCAGAUCAAUGCAGCUUAUGCAUUGUGGCGACAACACCCCCAUCGUCUAAUUGGGUUUCAUGAGCGUCUCCACGUCUGGGAUAACAAAAGUGCUACAUGGAAUUACUCAGUUGACACAUCAGCAUAUGGAAGGUUUUCCAUGGUCCUUCUUAAUGCUGCCGUUUAUCAUCGAUAUUAUCACACCCUCUACUGGAGGCUGACGACUGCGAAGUUGCGCGAAACCAUCGACACUCUGGCCACAGGGGAGGACAUUCUUUUUAACUGUGUCGUCGGCUACGCUUCUAGGUCCGCACCUCUGCUUCUGUCCACUGGUGGUGAACGUCCGUCGUCAUCAUCUAACCAGCCUACUGAACUUGUAAAUUACAUGGGUGUGUCAACGAUGGAUACGAGCCAUAAACCCUUAAUUACUCCGACUGUUGUUCUCAGCUAUCGGCACACGUGUCUCCGGGCCUUUGCCAACCACUUUGGUCCGCUUCAGGGUGCUGGAGUUGCGAACGCUCUGGCGGACAGUCACAUUGGCAUAAUGAAUGCAACCAACGUCCCUUUCCUUCCACUCUUUACCAGCAAUCUUCGGUACGUGGUUUGA